Molecule: messenger RNA, 3909 nt
Organism: Acaulospora morrowiae
Lineage: Eukaryota; Fungi; Glomeromycota; Glomeromycetes; Diversisporales; Acaulosporaceae
Source: the annotation of a GenBank genome assembly
AUGUUACAUAAUUUUCAUACAUACACAUUUGAUCAAUAUCAAUCUUCAAAUUUGUCUAUUCCAGAAAUAGUUAUACCUAGCAACGCAAGUGCAUCUGAUACUCUAAUUUCAGACACUAGUGUUGUGUCUUCACCAAUACUACAAUGGCGACCAACUACUCGUUUGCGCAAACUUUAUACACGAUUUACAAAUUCAAUUUUAUAUCAGCAUUCAUGUAUACCAUGUGCAUAUUGUGGAAAACUCAUGUACCCUGCAAAAACACAAUGGAAACCCUAUGACAGUAAUACAAACUAUCCAAUCGAAGAAUAUUGUUCAAAUGCUCAAUUUAUUUUGAAAAAAACUAAAAAUUGUGUUCAAAUACCAGUGUGUAGCAAGUGCAAAUCAAAUAAACGAACAAUAUACUGUCCUAUUUUACAUCCCAUUCCUCAACAAAUCUUAUCAAUACCUUUAAUGCAACGACGUUUUCUGUCUCCUGUGUUUUUACAUUGUUCUCUUGGACGUAAUUCAGGAGAUAAUCCCUUUUCAGAAUAUCGUAUUCUUACUGGUGAUAUGAAAUUUUCUAAAAAUAUGCGUGCAUUGCAACUCUAUUCUGGGUCUAUGGGUGCAUUUAUGACAGUGAACAAUCCUCAAUGUAGUGAAAAUACAUGGUGCACUCGAGAAUUACAAUUGGCAGCAGAAUGGUUAAAGCUUCAUAACUGUUAUAUACGUCCUUAUGCAAAACUACUUGUAACAUCCAAUAAUAUUUUGACUUAUCCAUCAAGACCAUUUCCUUUUGCUGAACAUUCAAAUAUCUCUUCUGAUAUUCCACCUGUCUAUGAAAAUAGUGUUGUACUUCCAAAUUUAGAUUUUUCAAUUGAAAUACACAACGAAGACUUUCACUACACUCGACUUAUAGCUGGCUUUGUUCAAACAUCAAAUUCGACAAAAUUGCCAUUAUCUUUUAGUAAUCCAGAACUUGAACCGCUUUUAUUUCCUGAUAUUUUUCCCGAUGGACAUGGUCAUUAUAAUGAAAUAAAAAUUCAUAAUAAGAAUAGUAUAACCUAUGGAAAAUAUAUUAAACACAGAUUAUUAUAUGUCGAUUCCAGAUUUCGUUUGCAUCCAUAUUGGCCACUUUGGUCAUAUUUACAAUUAGAAAAAUUAAGAAACCAUCAAAAUAUGCAACGAAUAUGGUGUAAAAAACAAACUGAUACUAUAUAUAAACCUCUGAAUACAGCCGAAUUAAUUACACGAAGUAUUUACACUGGAAAUCGGAUUAUUGAUGAAAGUAAAACAGUUACUUUACCCACAUUUAUUCGAACUGGUGAUUCGUACUUUCAUGAAAAAUUAUUACAUAUAAAUGCUAUGAUUGAACAUUAUAGUCUACCGUCAUUGUUUCUUACACUCUCCAUGGCAGAAGGGAAGUGGACUCAUCUCAAAGAAAUUUUAAAAUCUACUGACAAUAGAGAUACUCUACCUACUAAUCGGCCCUUACAUACCACAUUAUAUUUUGUUAAUCUCAAACAAAAUUUGAAAAAAUACGUAUGGAAACAACCAGAAAUCAGCAAAUGGGGUGAAUUGUUACACUUUUUUGAAAGAAUUGAAUUUCAGAAUCGAGGUGCUGCGCAUAUUCAUACAUGCCUUUGGGUUUCCAAAUCAAUUGAUAAUAUGAUAGAUGAACACAUUAUUCGAUCGGACUUGCCUGACAAACAAAAUGAACCAGAAUUAUGUGAAAAGGUAAUUAAGCAUCAAAUACAUACAUGUAGCCCUCAGCGAUGUGGUGGACCAGCUCCACCAGGACAACAAUGCAAACGUGGUUUUCCAAGACCUUACUCUCCAGUAACAUAUUACAAAUCAGAGCAAUUACGUUACAUUUAUCAUUGUAUCACUCCUGAAGAUCAGUGGGUAGUUCCAUAUCAUCCUGAAACUUUACUAAUUUGGAAUGCUCACAUGAAUGCUCAGUAUGUCACUUCUCGUGGUCUGGAAAAAUAUCUCACAAAGUAUGUAGUAAAACCAGAACCAACACAUAUUUUUAAUGUAACAGAUAAUGAUAAAUAUCAAAAACAUGUAAUAGCCAGACGUUUAGGUUCAAUGGAAUGUAUGUUUUUGCUACUAGGGGAAAGAAUAUGUGAUUCAUCUAUUGCAGUAAAAUAUUUAACUACAGAGAUGCCUGAUAUGAGAUCUCGUGCCAUCCGACCUAUCUUUUUGAUAGAUGAUAAUGAAAAUAAUCCUUAUUGGAAUGAUAAUAUAGACAAAUAUUUCGCUCGUCCAUUAGAUCUGUGUUUUCAGCAAAUCACUUAUUUGAAUUAUUUCAGAAAUUAUAGCAUCUCUACAAAAUCCAAUAACUCUGCAAAUUCAGAAAUUUAUAAAGACCAACUUAAUAAUUUUGUUAUUAGACGUUCUUCUCCAAUUGUUGUUAGGUUUCGAUACUUGAAAAUUGAUGAUAGAGAAGCAUAUUUCUAUCAACAAUUACUUUGCACACUGCCUUGUCAAUCUGAAAAAGAACUACUUGGUAAAUUUCAAUCUUACCGUACACAUUAUUUACAUUUAAAUCCUGAUAUAGAAUUAGCUAUCGAAGCAUCAAGUUCCAAUCUUAAAGCUCAAACCCAACUUCAAUUUCAUAGCUUUAUAGCACAUUUACUUAAUGAAUUUAAAAUCACUAUAAGUCCAAACAUUACCAAAAUUCUGAAUGCCCAAAUUGAAUCCCUAAUUCACUUACCACCUAUGCUACCAAAGACUGUUAUGCUUGAUUUACCUGAAGAUCAAUACCAAACAGAAGCUGGGUAUCAAACUCUGGCAUUUUAUGAUAAAGAUUUCAAUAAUCAAUUAGCAGAAAUUGAAACACUUAUUAUUGAUGAAGUCUCAAUGGUUUCAGCUUCACUAUUUACAUUUAUUUCAAAUCUAUUUGCAUCGAUUCACAACAGUACUCAAGCAUUUGAAGGCAUAAAUGUUAUAGUUGUAGGAGAUUUAGCACAAUUACCACCUGUACGUGGCGAAUAUGUCUUUCAUUCGUCUAUUUGGCAUUUAUUUUAUCCAUUCUUUCUCAAUCAGCCACACCGACACCAAGCAAAUACUCAUUUUUAUCAAAUGCUGGAAGAAAUAAGAUUUGGAAAUAUUUCUGAGAAAACGUGGAAUAGCUUGCUACAAAAAGCAAAUUCUUAUAAACCUCAACAUUCAUUAUCUUCUCUCAUAACGACUACACAUAUCAUAUCUUAUAAACAAACAGCUGAUCAACUAAAUCGUACUAUAAAUAAUGUAUUGCCUGUAGAGAAUGAUAAAUUUAUGAUUUGUGAGGCACUAGAUUACAUCAACAGUGUUCAACAGCCAACUGAAAUUACACAAUCUGACUUUAAACUAAAAACAAACUUACCUCCUUUAUUACAUAUACAACAGGGAGCAAGAGUAAUGUUUCUAAAUAAUUCUUUGAUAGAAAAGGGCAUUUGCAAUGGAACAAUCGGAAUUAUUACCGAUUUUGACAAAGAGACACUAACCGUUCAAGUAGCAUUUUGUAUUAAAAUUGGAAUAAUACACUGUUGGAUAUCUCGCUAUACAUCUUACUUCUAUGCAGCAGGCCAACCGGCAUCACGUACUCAAUUCCCUCUUCAGAAUGCAUUUGCAUUAACAGUACAUAAAACGCAAGGCCUUACAUUACCUAAUGUCACGUUAAUUCUAGACAGUCACAUGUUUUCAGCAGGCCAAGCUUAUGUAUCUAUCAGUCGCUGUCCAACAUGGGACAAUCUUAACAUAGCUUCCUUAUACAAAGAUGCAUUUAUUACUGAUCCAAGCGUAAUUGAAGAGUAUAGCCGUUUACAUAUGUUAGCUAAUCAAUGUCUACCACAUACAACUGAUAUUUAUGCAAAUACUAUUAUUAUACUCGUCAUACUUCACCCGGUUGACAUAGUCGGCCGGGUUCAGCACGACUGCUCUAGUUAG